Notolabrus celidotus (New Zealand spotty) is the source of this 6290-nucleotide messenger RNA. It is a transcript of the gene pum2, whose product is annotated as pumilio RNA-binding family member 2. Bases 258 to 3899 code for a protein of 1213 amino acids. The transcript is spliced from 23 exons. Gene Ontology annotation, cellular component: cytoplasm; cytosol. The record is from RefSeq and is a predicted model, not a curated record. Gene Ontology annotation, biological process: miRNA processing; regulation of mRNA stability. Gene Ontology annotation, molecular function: mRNA 3'-UTR binding. NCBI's taxonomy places the organism in Eukaryota, Metazoa, Chordata, Actinopteri, Labriformes, Labridae.
UUACGCACAUAAUUUACAGUCUCAUGUACAAAGGUAUGUUAGGGAGGCACAUUUACAUUUACAUUGUUACACGCGUGUCUACGUAGUUCACGCUAUUUACAGGGAGGGGGCACUAUCGUAGUCAAACUCUUAGCAUUGACUAUCAAGCCUUGCUAAAUCACCGCUCUCUCCAAGGAAACAAAACAAUAUAGAAUUGGGUUGACGGCGUGCAACAAGCAGAGACCCUCUUUCGACACGACAGCGCGCUUUCCCGUGGAAUGAGCGUUCCAUGCAGCAUCCUAGGUAUGAAUGACGUGGCCUGGCAGGAGACAAGAGGUGGGAUGCUGCAUGCAAAUGGUGCCCCUGAGACUGGAGUUGUCAGAGUUCAUGGCGGAGUGCCCUUAGCCUCGGUUGGGGGAGCUGUACAGGCUCCUGGAGGACCACAUUUACAGGGUAUGGACCGGGUUGUUAACCCUAUUCCAGGCACCCUGCAGCCCCCGCUGAGUGGACGAUCUCAGGAUGACGCCACAGUUGGAUACUUCUUUCAGAGGCAGCCAGGGGAGCAGCUUGGAGGUUGCCCGCCGAACAAGCAUCGCUGGCCAACUGGAGAUACGAACCAUGUGGAUCAGGUCCGUGCUGUGGAUGAAAUGAACUACGACUUCCAAGCUCUUGCUUUGGAGUCCAGGGGCAUGGGAGAGCUUUUGCCCGCAAAAAAGCUCUGGGAUUCGGAUGAGUUGGCCAAGGAUGGAAGGAAAGGGAUGCUUCUAGGAGAGGAGUGGAGGGACAAUGCCUGGGGAUCACCUCAUCACUCAGUGUCUCAGCCAAUCAUGGUGCAGCGGCGGCCAGGCCAGAGUUUCCAUGGGAAUGGUGAUGCCAAUUCUGUGCUUUCACCUCGCUCAGAAGGUGGAGGCCUGGGGGUGAGCAUGGUGGAGUACGUCCUGAGCUCCUCGCCAGGGGACAAGAUGGACAGUCGCUACAGGAACGGUGGCUAUGGUGGAGGAGAUGUUGACCAAGACGGGAGAGAGAAGGGUGAUGUCCAAGAGAAAGUGUCCCCCUUUGAAGAGGACAAGAGCCCAGAGAUGAAGGUGGGGGAGGAGAAUGAUCCAGCUAAAGCCAACGGAAGAGGACUUCUAAAUGGCAUGGACAGAGACUGCAAAGAUUUCAAUCCAACCCCCGGAAGUCGUCAAGCUUCUCCCACUGAGGCCGUGGAGAGGAUGGGUCCCAGUCAGACCAUGGAGAUGAUGGGGCAGCACCACCCCCACGCCAUGCAACAACACAACCCCGUCCAAAACAAGGCCCCGACUGAGGACUUCCAGAACCAGGAGGCCCAGAACAUGGGAGGUAUGGAGCAGCAAGGUGUGGAGUCCCUCCAGUUUGACUAUGCUGGGAACCAGAUCCAGGUGGACUCCUCGGGGACUCCGGUUGGAUUGUUCGACUACAGCUCUCAGCAGCAGUUAUUCCAGAGAUCUAAUCCCCUGACUGUGCAGCAGCUCACUGCAGCUCAGCAACAACAAUAUGCUCUGGCUGCAGCCCAACAGCAACAUCUUGCCGGCCUUGCUCCUGCAUUUGUGCCAAACCCUUACAUCAUCAAUGCUGGCCCUCCUGGAACUGACCCUUACACUGCCGCGGGCCUGGCAGCAGCAGCCAGUCUUGCAGGCCCCACCGUGGUACCACCACAGUACUAUGGAGUUCCCUGGGGAGUUUACCCGGCCAACCUUUUCCAGCAACAGGCUGCAUCAAAUGCCAAUCACUCAGCUAACCAGCAAGCAUCCAAUCAGGGACCAGGGCCGGGCCAACAACAGGUGAUGCGCACAGGAAACAACCAGAGACCUCUUACACCUGGGCAAGGUCAGCAGAGUCAGCAGGAGUCUCUGGCUGCAGCUGCUGCUGCAAACCCUGCACUGGCGUACGCAGGAAUGUCUGGAUAUCAGGUGUUGGCCCCUGCAGCCUACUAUGAUCAGACUGGGGCCCUGGUGAUGGGCCCUGGUGCCAGGACUGGUUUAGGAGGCCCAGUUCGUCUCGUCCAGACUCCCCUCCUCAUCAACCCAGCAGCAGCACAAGCUGCAGUGUCAGCGUCUGGCUCUGGUAACAACAUGUCCGGCCCUCCAGCCAACGGGAUGUACCGCUCAAUGCCUCAGCCCCAGCAGCAGCAGCAGCAACAGCAGGCACCCCCACCCAGCAGCGGUCUGCCCUCCAGCUCGUUCUACGGCUCUGGUUCAGUUCCCAACACUUCUCAGAGCAGCUCCCUCUUCUCACACACCUCUGCUGCGCCUCCCAGCUCCUCCCUGGGCUUCAGCAGUGCUGGCGGCUCCUUGGGCGUAGGCCUCGGCUCUGCUCUCGGAGGCUUCGGCUCCUCUGUAUCCAGCUCUACCAGUAGCAGUGUGUCUCGCAGGGAUUCCCUGUUGGCAAGCUCUGAUCUGUACAAACGUGGUGGUAGUAGUCUAACUCCCAUUGGUCAGCCCUUUUACAACAGCCUGGGUUAUUCCUCCUCACCCAGCCCCAUCGGCCUCACACCAGGUCACUCCCCGCUCACUCCUCCACCCUCUCUGCCCUCCUCUCAUGGAUCCUCCUCUAGCCUUCACCUAGUAUCCGGUCAUUCUCCGUUCCCAGGUGGCCUGACGAACGGCAGCGGGCGCUACAUUUCAGCAGCGCCUGGAGCUGAGGCAAAGUACCGGAGCACCGGAGGGACAUCCAGUCUUUUUAAUUCCAGCAGCCAGCUGUUUCCUCCAUCUCGGCCCCGGUACAGCCGCUCUGAUGUCAUGCCAUCCGGACGGAGCCGCCUACUGGAAGACUUCAGGAACAACCGCUUCCCAAACCUCCAGCUCCGCGACCUGCCAGGACACAUGGUGGAGUUCUCUCAAGACCAGCAUGGAUCCAGAUUUAUCCAGCAGAAGCUAGAGAGGGCCACACCGGCGGAGCGGCAGAUGGUGUUUGGAGAGAUUCUGCAAGCAGCAUACCAACUAAUGACUGACGUAUUUGGGAACUAUGUCAUUCAAAAGUUCUUUGAGUUUGGAAGCGCAGACCAGAAGCUGGCUUUGGCAACACGUAUCCGUGGACACGUCCUCCCCCUGGCUUUGCAGAUGUACGGCUGCAGGGUCAUUCAGAAAGCUCUGGAGUCCAUUUCCUCAGACCAGCAGAGCGACAUCGUCCGUGAGCUGGAUGGCCACGUGUUGAAGUGUGUGAAGGACCAGAACGGCAACCAUGUGGUGCAGAAGUGUAUUGAGUGUGUCCAGCCUCAGGCCCUACAGUUCAUCAUUGAUGCCUUCCAGGGACAGGUGUUCGUGCUGUCAACACAUCCCUACGGCUGCAGAGUUAUUCAAAGGAUUUUGGAGCACUGCACCCAGGAGCAGACUCUGCCCAUCCUGGAAGAACUGCAUCAACACUCUGAACAGCUGGGCCAGAAAUAUCAAGGCGUUUCAUUGGAGAUGACACCCAAAACAUGUUAUACAGUGUCCCGUGAUGCACUGUUCAAGGAUCAGUACGGUAACUACGUGAUUCAGCACGUUCUGGAGCACGGCAGACCGGAGGAUAAGAGCAAGAUAGUCGCAGAGGUUCGCGGGAAAGUUCUAGUCCUCAGCCAACACAAAUUUGCAAGUAAUGUGGUAGAGAAGUGUGUGAUCCACUCCUCACGUGCAGAGAGAGCCCUGCUGAUCGAUGAAGUGUGCUGCCAGAAAGACGGGCCCCACAGCGCCCUGUACACCAUGAUGAAGGACCAGUACGCCAACUAUGUCGUCCAAAGAAUGAUCGACAUGGCGGAACCUGCUCAGCGCAAAAUCAUCAUGCACAAGAUCCGCCCUCACAUUGCCACUUUACGCAAGUACACCUACGGGAAGCACAUUCUGGCCAAGCUCGAAAAAUAUUACAUGAAGAGCGGGUCUGAGCUGGGUCCCAUCGGCGGCCCCACUAACGGCCUCAUGUAAUCACGUCGACACACUUGGUCCCCCGAAGAGGAGAAAGAGAAGGAGCCCCCAAUCCCCCCACCCCUCCAUUCUGUGAGAAAUGCUCCUUAGCCAUCGGGGUUAUAGCCUUUGACACCCUCUGUCGCCCCUAUUUUGGGGGGUAAUUACCAAAAAGAAAAAAAAAACAAAACAAAAAGACAAGUCAACUUCACCUAAGAACGCUGUGACAACUGACCCCUGCCACUUUGCCGCCCCUGGUGCAGGCCCCCCCGGCGUGGCCCCCAGGGGACGCACAGUCAGCAGGAUGAUUUUUUUUUUUUUUUUCCUGGGUAAAGCACAAGCCCAUUGUUAAUGAUGUAAUUGAUGUAUUUGACUGGUUUUCAUAUUAUCUUGUACAUUUAGUUUUUUACCUUGUAAAUUCUCUGUAGAAAAACAAAACUUAUUACACAUUUGCUGAAAUUUCCGAUUCCUACAAUUAACACCAGCAAGUGAUUUUAUAAGGCUAAACUGAGUGAUCCUUUGAAGAAAAACAAGUCAAUUUGUUUUUUUUGUAACCAGACUCAUUAAGUCAGCUGUUCUAAUAGAAGUCCAGGCAAUUAAUAUUGUAUUUGUAUAUUCUCCCACGCACAGUAAGAGUUUUCUCAUGCCAAAGCAGCUGAUGGAUUAGGUUUUUCAAAUAGGACUACUUAAUAUAGAUGGAUUCAAACCGCUCCAUCCACUGGUGAGAACUACGUGUUGGUGCCACAGCCACCCAAGGAUCUCUAACAACCGGUUUGCGAGCUCGGCUUUGGGGACUGGUGCUGUAGUCUAGGGGUCGUUUAUUUUGCGAUGGUGGCUUUUUCUCGCCUCCUUUUUUUCCAAGCUUAAUGGGGGCCCGUGUUUACUCAGCAGCUUGAUGUUUCGGUACGAAAUAUUUCAGACUGACCAACCUUAGCUGCUGCAUCUAAUGAGCCCCCGGUCUUUUUCCCUCAUGCAGGCGAUCUUUGGGGGGUUUAUGCAAGAUUUUAAAAAAAAUCUCUUAACUUAUCGAAGCAGAGCAUGAGGUUUGGUUGUACAGCAGGCGUUUAACCUGGUUUAAUCUUAACAUGAAAUGAGUAGUGCGGGGGGCUUUUUUGUGGGGAUAGCUGGGUGGGAUGGGGGCUAUGUGUUGGCAUGCUGUGACAGGUUUUAAUCUUUGGAAUGAUUUUUUUCUUUCUCAUGUUUUGUGUAACAUCUUAUCUGUCUUGUAGUUUGAGAUGAACACUGCCCUAGAAUACGGUAUCUUUUUGUACUGAAUAAUCAUCUCUUGCGUAGAAGUAGUUUAGCGAUGUAUAGCAUCUUUAUGUAUGAGUAAAUUGUUGCUUUUUGGGCAAGGGGGGCUUGCAGCAGAGAUGGGACCCCCACCGCCUGAAGGUCUGAGUUAGAAGAGUUGUGAUGUGGAGCUUAUCCCAGCUUUCUACAUCUGAGGUGUCAUGAGCUAAGACUAGUGGGGUGAAUUUUUAGGAAGGGUGCUGGAGGAACCUUUUUUUAAUGGCUCUGUUUUUGUUUUUUAAGUGAAUAUUUUUCAUUUGGUUGGGUGUGCAAGUGCAUAGGUGGAGGCCGGUGGGGCCAUCAAAAGCUAUACAAUUCACCUGUAAUGCUCGUAGUGAUGGCUUCUUUGCUUCAUAUGAAUAAUUGUAGAAUACAUGUAGUAUAUGUGCAGUUAAUAAGUGUAAGAUUAUUAGUUAAAUUGAAAAAAUAUGUCUAGUUGUGGUGUUUGACAGGCCUUGCUCUAAAUUUGUAGUGAUGCUUUUAUUUCGUCUGUACAGUUGUACAUUUGUAAACGUUUAUGCUGUAAAUGGGAUGUCUUUUACACUUUUGGGGAGAAAAAGGCAAAAAUGUGCAUUUUGAUGUGUGUAUAUUCAUCACUCCUUUCCCCCUUGAAUAUAAUGUAUACAGUUUUAUUUGAUCAAGUGUUAUUUUAAAGAAAAAAACGACUCUUAUGGCUUCACAAUCUGGCAUGGUUUUUUUUUUUUUUUUAAUCCGCUUUGGGAAAGGCCAGCCUCUAUUUGUACUGGAGCUGUAACAUCCACUGUUGAUAGUCUUUCUGAUGUGUGACAGUUUAAAAAGAAGAAAACAAAAAACACUCUGUACUAAAAAUCUGAGGCUGCAUUUAGUCCUCUCUGCUACCAUGGAAACUUCACAGGAUAUGACAAGAAUUAUUUUUGUACAGAAAAGUGCUGUAUUUUGGAACAGCUACUACCUUGUAAGCAAAAGCAAUGUAAAAUAUUGUCAAUUAUAUAAAUAUGAACAUAUGAGUUUUGUCACACUGUCAAAGUCAUGUACAUUUUCAGGUGGCCUUAUGUACAUUUCCAGAUGUUAGAUGAAGAAAACAAACUCAUUUUUGGAAGCAGAAUUGUGACUAUGUAUGAUUAAAAUGUUCUUCUAACAUUU